AUGGAUGGUAACCACCAAGAUGGCGAGGCCGUCGCUAAGCUCUCGAGGAAGAGCUACCUUGGAAGAAAGAAGGCUGCUGAAGCUCGCGUAACAGCGGAGAUCGACACGACUAGGGCUCCGCUCUUCAUGUACUAUAUAAUCAGAGCAGGCGCAGACUCAUUCCUGGGCUUUCUGAGACAGAUAGCGGCAAGAAGAAUCGGCUCCGAGAACAACACCGACAACGACCGAAACGACAUGGACAAUUUCCUCACCUACGAGAUGGCUGUCAGCACAGAGGGCUGCACCGACGAAGAAGCGACGGAGAUAGUCAGAGAAAAGGUGCGACGCCUCUAUGCCGUCUUGGCCAACGCCAAGCAGACCACGCUCGACCCGGCUACGUUCAACUACCUUGCUAUGAUCGGCCACUCGGCCAUGACGACGCAGAUUGACAAGGCCGACGUCUUGAGAGAAGUCGACUUCGAGGAGGAAGACGACAACCCGGCAACAAUACUUGGAAUAUUCAGGCAGCUAGAGACACUCGCGCGGGAGCACGGUGUAGUUGAUAUCGCGUGUCACAUCUCUCUGGUCUUCUUCCACGUCCUCUUGCAUCUGACGAACUGCAUCAACAAGUCUGGCGUGGCGACAGACUCCUGUGAGCGGCAUGCUCAAGCAUUCUUGGAGCGCCAAUCUGUCGACUACCUGUCUUAUGGUAGAGCUCUACAGGAUGCAAGUGUCGCUCAAAGCGCCAUUGCGACACGAGUGCUUGCGCUGGCGCCGGAGUUGCAAGAGAUAGUUCUCGAUUCUCUCGCCAAGGCUUGCUGCGUGCCUGGCAUGGUGUUCGAGCAGGGUGACAUUGCGAUUCAAGUACAAGAGCUGCUCAAGAGACUUGCCAGUACGAGGCUCACCAACAGCCCGCGCAUAACCAUGGGGCAGGCCAACGUCGAGCGACUUCGAAAGAGAGAACGCACAUCGCACCCCGGAUACGAGUACACAAACGUGGAACAGCUCACGGCACAGCUCGGGGCUCUAGCCGAGGAGGUCAUCGUCAAGAACAUCGCAGUACUUCACCCUGCCCAGUUCCCAACCAAGGCCAGACCAGAUCGCCUACCCUACCCCAUGGAGCUCAGUGCGCAUACCCGUCACAUUCGCACUUUGCAACUUCAGCUCGAGAUGGCGCCCGUGGGUGGUAUACAGUACACGACCAACAUCUUCCAAACCCAGGACAACAUCGGCAACAUCAUGUCGUGGCUCCCGGCUCUCAAGGUGCUGAAGCUCGACAUCGACUACAUCGCGCAGAAUGGACGCUUCCACCAAUAUGUACAGUGGAUGGCCCGCGGCUCUAAGGGCUUCACAACCUUCACAGAGCUGCUGGAGGGACUUGUCAAUGCUCUACGAGUAGUCCCAGUCACUAAUCGCUCGAUUAGCUACUGGGAGUACGGCGACCGCCCCUGGGAACUGAAUGGACAGAAGUCGAGAUGCGGUUGGACUGUCGAGGACGCUACUCGUCCAGACCGCGAGCAGAAGGAUGCAAGUGCCUUGGGCAGUGGCGAGAUCGUUGGCUCGAUGAUGAAAGAGCUGGGUACUGAGUUUACGCUGUAA
Molecule: messenger RNA, 1578 nt
Organism: Fulvia fulva
Lineage: Eukaryota; Fungi; Ascomycota; Dothideomycetes; Mycosphaerellales; Mycosphaerellaceae
Exons: 1
Coding region: 1-1578 (525 amino acids)
Source: RefSeq, a predicted model, not a curated record